AUGACCAGUGCUCCAUGCGACUCCCCUCAUACCCUCGUACCUCUUACCUCCUACCCUGCAUCACCGCACCGCUACGCCCGCUAUAUCCUCUUCAUCCUUAUCACCCCACUUACCCUUUUACCGAAUCAUCUAGUCGUCCUCUGCGAUCACAGUGAAGGGUUCAUAUCGAGCAAACAGCACCAGGCCACGGGUAACGUUGAGCCCGACCCAAGCCUAACGCAAAAGAACCCUCCCUCGAGUGCUUGUACAGCACACGAAUCCACCAUUUCGUUCCGAUUCCCAUCGUCGUCUGGGAGUCCGUCUCCUCCUCCCAUCCUACCAUCGUCGCCCGAUCUGGCGCAUCAAAACCAACCCGGGCCCUCCAACCCCUACCUCGCCCUCCCGCCUCCUGAAGACGAGAUCCCCGACCUUGACGAGUUACCCUCCGAACAACCACCCUCGCCCCCACCUACCACACCUGCUCCUACCAUGUCAGGACAUCACCGCAUCACCCUCGCCGCCAAUCCUCCCUACUUCGAUGGCGACAAGUCCAAGUACCUGGGCUUUGUGGACGCGUGCACCACUUACAUCGGUGCCUAUCGGUCGGAGUUCUCGCUGGACGAGACAAAAAUCCUCUUCGUCCUGUCCUACCUCCGAAAUGAGAGCGGCACAAGCUGCGCCGCCUCGAGAUGGGCGAUGAACUGGAAGCAGCACAAUUUCGAGGGCUUCCAAGGACUAAAGGCGGGAGUCACCGCAACAAGCUUCUUGGAGGAGCUUCAGAGGGCCUUUGGGGAUUCCAACGCAGAACAAGUCGCUGCAGCCCGACUCAUGGCCCUUCGCCAGGGCAGACGGUCCUUCGCGGACUACAUCUCCGACUUCGAAAUGCUGGCUGCAGACGCGGGGUACAACGUGGUCACUUCCACCGACAGCAAGGGCGAGUACAAGAAGGGGGAACAGGACAACAUCCUCAUCGAGUUCCUGGAGCGCGGACUCAGCAGCGAAAUCGCAAGCCGCCUCUACAACACCGGCGUUCCCCUGCCCAAGGUGUUGAUCAAAUGA
This is a messenger RNA of Mycena citricolor, 1038 nucleotides long. Lineage: Eukaryota; Fungi; Basidiomycota; Agaricomycetes; Agaricales; Mycenaceae. The record is from the annotation of a GenBank genome assembly.